AUGCGCGCCUCCCACCACCCGCAACGCACGUACCGGGCAUGCGACCCCUGCCGGUCGGUAGGUCUAUGCGCGCCCACAGUCGUUAAUCUGCAGCGCAAACUGAAAUGCCAUUUCGGCGACCCGAACGCACCGUGGGACGGCCCCUGCCAGCGGUGUAUGCGUGAACAGCGCGAGUGUCUGCGACCACCAGCCAACGCAGUGCGGAAAGCCAUUCCGCGCAAGGCAGACACGACAGAAGAACGGUGGAGCCAGGUCGCAAAACGACCUCGGGUCUUACCAACAGCUGCUUCUACGACAGAGCCUGGAACCGGGCUUGCAACUCUGUCACCGCCAUCACACCGCCGCCUCGGCGCCGACGAAUAUGUUGGAACCGUUGACCGAGCCACCGCGGGUUCCUUUAUGCAGGUUGUUGGCUCACUACCUACGCAACCCCGAGGCCACGCUCCCCCAUCUUCAGGGUCAGGUGACGACGACGACGAUGAUGACGAUGACGAGGUCGCAAACCGGGAGACCACUGAGAGCGCUCUUGUCAGGUCGCACCUUCAAAACCCAAACGAUGCGCUGCGACUCCUUGUCAGUGCAAGCAGCCUCCGGUUCCCGGCUCGUUGCGACACACAGAGUCACCUGCCGAAUGGCACCAGUGGAAGCAUGACCAACACUGCCAUCUGGGAAACAUGGGAGCCGCUCCAGGAGGGCUUGCUCACGUUGUCAGAGGCCCACGCACUUCUAACUUUCUUCGAGCUCGAGAUGGCGCCACUCUACCCCGUGGUGCUCCCAGAGAUAUUUGAUCCUAGCUACGCGUACACUCUCGUAAAUGAGGAGGACCUCCUACUGGGAGCCAUGGUCACCAUCAGCAGCCGGUACUCGGAGAUUUUGUUGCCUGAGCGAGCUACACAGGUGCAUCGCAAAGUGGCAGAGUGGGUCCGCACCCAAAUCACAUGUCUCUUGGAUGGUAACGACAGCUUGCGCAAAAUCAGCAGCGUAGAAGCCCUACUCCUGCUGAGCGAGUGGCCCAUGUUGCCUGUCCAGCGUACAAAGCGACAGAGAUCGGGCGACCUCGCGCAGUCCGAAGAGGCGAACCUGCUCAAGCCCAGCGUGCAGUAUGACGCGUACUGUUGGACCAACGUCGCCCUCGCUGUACGUCUAGCGCAGGAGCUCGAUCUCCAGGGUGCCGUCAGCCUUAACAACACGUCGCGCUGGUGGGAGAAACUGUCAGACAUCAUGGGCAAGAACAUUGAAAUAGACUUUACCAGGCGCUCAUGCCGUAACAGGCUUCGCGAUGGAAGCGCCGAGGCGGCUCUCUUACAGAUUGAGGUCGACUAUGCCGUACUGUACGCCAACUCCCUUGCACUCCGUUCUUUGCAGGAGAAGCUCCGACGACGACGACAGGCGAACGAUCCAGCGUACAGCACGCCAACACUCUUGAACAUGAGCGAGGGUCCGUGGAUCAUUGAGGCGCUCUCGGCCGCACGGUCUAUUAUUGACACUGCCGUAAACUUCCUCUACAAGCGCAAGAUGUUGCGGAUUUGUCCGUCACGCAUCUUUCAAUACAUCAUGUUCGCCACGACGUUCCUGUACAAGGCGCUGGCGAUUGGUGUGUUUGAGCACGGCGCUCAGUCACUCGUCGGGCUCCUCGACGACACCGUUGUGGCCCUCAAGCAUGUCGCCAUCGACGAGGACCACUUCCUAGCGGGCUUUGCGGUGCUCCUCACUCGCCUUGGAAAGCACUGGCAGGCGCAGGCCAACUCUACUGGACCGUCAGUGCUGCACCCCAGCCCAGAACAGACCGUUGUUGCCGCCCCAUCCACAGAAGGAGCCUCUUGGGCAGUGCCAGACGCCACUGCUGCUGCUGCUGCUGCACCACACCUCCAAGAGCCCCCGCCUCUUCCAAUGUCGUCAGAGACGCUGAACUUGAGCCUCGCGCCCGAAAACGACAUUUUCGACCCUUUGCAGCCCAUGCCGCAGUAUGAUGAACUCAGCUGGCUCCUGGACCCGGCUCUCGAGAUGCCCGCCGCAAACAAAGAGCAGGAAGACAUCUUUCAGACCAUCUGGUACGACCAGCAGAACGACGCUGCCAGGGACAACUUGUACGCCAUGUUACUGGGCAACACCCUUGGCAUUUAG
This is a messenger RNA of Apiotrichum porosum, 2124 nucleotides long. RefSeq lists its product as uncharacterized. The transcript has 6 exons. Gene Ontology annotation, molecular function: zinc ion binding; DNA-binding transcription factor activity, RNA polymerase II-specific. The coding region runs from base 1 to 2124 and encodes 707 amino acids. NCBI's taxonomy places the organism in Eukaryota, Fungi, Basidiomycota, Tremellomycetes, Trichosporonales, Trichosporonaceae. The record is from RefSeq and is a predicted model, not a curated record. Gene Ontology annotation, biological process: positive regulation of transcription by RNA polymerase II; aromatic amino acid catabolic process. Gene Ontology annotation, cellular component: nucleus.